Messenger RNA from Eremomyces bilateralis CBS 781.70, 3147 nucleotides. Its product is annotated as secretory pathway Sec39. Gene Ontology annotation, biological process: retrograde vesicle-mediated transport, Golgi to endoplasmic reticulum. Bases 160 to 2961 code for a protein of 933 amino acids. NCBI's taxonomy places the organism in Eukaryota, Fungi, Ascomycota, Dothideomycetes, Eremomycetales, Eremomycetaceae. The transcript has 4 exons. The record is from RefSeq and is a predicted model, not a curated record.
GUGUGAACAACUAUUUGAACCAUCUGGUCGCUCCUUGUGUAAAUUCGAUACCUGAUUGACUUCUAGACACCAGGCAGAGCAUGACACAAUUCGAAAUCGAGUAUUUCGUGACACGCCACAGCUGCUAAACGCCGGACAUCGCAUCGCAAAUCGCACCGAAUGGUUCACCUAACGCAGCUCUCCAGGUCACAUUGUUUCCUGCUUGCAGCUCAGUAUGCGAGCGAAGCCAACAUUUCCGCCUUCUCCUCCUUGCGAGCUUCCCGCCCCGAAUGCUUCGAUGCCGAAUUACUCCUUCGAAUCCUCCUGACAUUCCUCUCCGAGGGCACCGAGCCCGGCCGAUAUACCCCACUAGCACGCGACAUUGCUCAUCUACGGCCUUCGGAAGAGCCGACAGUUGAGGUCGACAUCUCGGCAGUUGACGAGAUAUCGGAUGGAGUGGCGAAGAAGCGGGCGAAACGGCUGGUCCUCGUUCCGGUGCGACACCCAUCGCGGAGUGAAGAUGACACGCUGGACACCUUCACCCACUUUCUGAUUCAUCGGGCAUAUCAGCUAGACCAGGCGGGGCUGCUACGACUUACACCUUGUCUUAUAACGCCAUACCUGGACCACUCCUCUUACCUCCGUACAUGGUACACUUCGAUCGUCCUCCCGUUAGUCCGGGUAAACCUAGAGUUCUAUCCGGACGUUGACCCAACCUGGACGGUUCCAGUCAUAGAGACUCUAUUCGGCAGAGAAGGAGUCGAUGCAUUGCUGGCGAAAGGCCAGACAGAUCACAACGAGGAUGAGAGGGACGGAAAGGUGGCUGCCAGGGACAUUAAAGCGCUAGUCGGACCUUGGGUGUACGGCAGCAAUGAGCGCAAAAGACGGCGUGUAGGACCUAAAACCGAAACCCGGAGCGAGUCAGAACGAAGACCCUCGCUCAUCCAACAAUCCGUGGACCCCUACGAGGGUCUCUCCGGCAUUGAGGCGGACUGGAACCGGGUGUUUGACUGGCUUCAAGAAACGGCCGUCAAAGACCCCAGCUAUGUCGUGGACAGCAUCGACGAUUGGAGCGGCCCGAACAAUGUCGAUUUGGGUGAAUCGGGUGGCUAUGGGGCUCUCACGCAGGAACAAGCAGAUGCACUCGACGUGCAAUACGUGAGGUCCAUGGUUGCGGUCAUCUACGGUCUCCAGAACGAUGCGAGCGCUUCGGGCAUCGCGCAGAGGUUACUGCGGCGGAUUGAGACUUUGGGAGGGUUCGAGCCGUCCGCUGCUCUGGAUCCAAAUGCGAAAUUGCCUCGGGUGGCGCCGGAUAGUCCGAUCGUCCAAGACAUUGUGCGGACUCUGAACUCCAAUUCGAAUUUGCGGAAUACGGCGCUAUCGGAACCGACGCCGGACGCCAUCUCGCUGCUCCAAGCGUGCGUCUUGUCUUCAUCAAUGCUGGGGGCGAUGGGCCAUGAUGUCUCAGUCGCAAACGCUGCAAAGAUCAAGUCUCGGGGAAAUAUUCAAGAGCAGCUUGCAGUCCUGGAAAAGAUUCUACAUUCAAGGCUGUCAAUACGGCUCGCUGAACCAGAGUGGAUUUCUAUCCGAGAAAAGGUACUAUGGCUAUGGAGCUGGAACCCAGAGGAUGUCAAAGGCGUGCAACACAGCAAUGGAGUACUUGGAGCGAUCGACAGAGCAAUGCUAGAGAAGCAUGUUCUGAAAACUUUUCUCACUGCGGGCUGCUACCAAUCUGCUAUACGAACAUAUUUACAAGAGAAUGAUAGCCCACUUGAACGGGGCGAUGUCGAAGCGACUGUUCUUGCAGCCAUAUUCACCAGCUAUGACAAUGCCAGUAAUGGAAAUAAGACAAGAGGAGGGAUGAAGAAGGCCACCGAAAUACUCGCAAUAUUUCGUCCCCAAUUCCGUUUCUCGGAAGGCCUCAAACGUUGUGACGCACUUAUCUCCGCUACUCAUGCAUUAUCCUUCUAUUCCUUAACAUUACAGCAUGCCGUUCCAUUCCAGCCUGUUAGCAUCCGUGUCAGCGGCGAUCCUUUAGCUCUUCUUGGCAAAGUCUUUAGCCAGAACCCCAAGAGCUAUACCAAGCUCGACGAUUUAAUCAGCAUCGCGAAGAACUUCGUCGGUGCCGGAUUGCCUAGUGACUCUCCCGACGAAGAACAUCGCUCGCGUCCGGUGCCAGAUCUCGAGACUAAGCAGUUCGCGGCGGAGAUGCGAGUAACGGGCAUGGCUAUUGAAGCUGCGCUUGCCGAAGACGAUUUCGAAACGGCAUACUCAUACGUCGUCAAUCGACUCAACCCUCAGCAGGAAGUCGACCGCCCAUCAACUCCAUCUACAGCGCGUGCCCGCAAAUCCCCUGCAGAUGACAUCGCAUGGCGAGCUGCGCUUCUAGCCGGCAAAUUCCGACCCUCCGACCCCUCCACCUUCGCCAUCCACGCAUCCGCCGCCACCUCAACACCCCCCUCACUCCGUCGUCUUGAGCAGCGCAUGGAACUCCUCUCCCAGGCCCUCCUCCUUGCCCCGCCCUCCGCCCUCGCUGAAGUCCUCGCCGUCUGGCGCCGAUGUGAGGAAGAAAUGACCACCCUCCUCGCCCAGGAGGCGGAGGCCGAGUCCUCGUUCAACGACCGUGCCGAUCGCCGGAUUCCCGGGGGCUUCGAUACGUCGGCUGCGUUCGUUCAGCCGCGGCGGGAGGUCGGCAGGGGCGCGGUGGAAGAGGCGCCUAUGGGGCUGUUUGACGUGGCGAGGGGAGCGGCGGCCGCAUUUUCGAAGACGGCGUUUCCGCUUAGGGGAGGGGCGAAUUCAUCGGCGGCUGGAGAGAAGGGGCAGGUAUAUGGGCAUGAGAGAGAGGGUUCAGGAGCGAGCGGGAGUGAUGGUGAGGGAACGGUGAGGAAGCGAGAUAUGGUUGCUAAUGCGGUGGCGGGGGGAUUGGCUUCGGGACUUGGAUGGGUGUUGGGUACCACUCCUGUACAAAAUCAACCGAAAUAGAAGAACAAGUAUGUUUGACUGCCAUACUAUUGAGGAAUACCUAUUUCCUGUGUUCAAGUCAACCAAUCUCUCAAUUUGGUCCUCCUAACAUGUAUAUGCAAGAUGACUUAUCCCCGACUUCGUUUCGCCGGCUCUAUAUAAUGGCCUUUCCAUCAUGGCCCUUCUGCACGGUUUUCCAACAACUCC